CACAGAGGCAGGGAGGGAGACAACAGAGCCAUUUUGACCGCUCCGGAGCGAGCGGAGAGAACUCACCGGAGCCCGACCACCUUCCUUCCUCGGCGGCAGGGCAGGACAGAGCAGGGCGGGCUGGGGCUGUAGGCGCAGGACGAACCUCAACACCUCAUGGAGAGGAGCGGCUGUUAGCGGCGGCAGCAGCGGCGGAGAACCUGGAGGAGACCGGGGGAGGUGGAGGCAGCUGCGGGGCUGGACACUGAAAACAGACGGCGGCACCACAGACACAGACUCGCUGCGGUUCACGGUAGCGGAGACCUGCAGGCCGACAUCAGGGCUCUAAAGAAGGCACCCCGGGUGCUAGGAAGACAGCACCAUGGCAGCGGCCUCUGUGAAGGUGGCGGUGCGUGUCCGCCCUUUCAAUUCAAGGGAGAUCGGAAAGGACAGCAAAUGCAUCAUUCAGAUGUCUGGAAACACCACCACCAUUGUCAACCCCAAGCAGGCCAAAGACAACAAGAGCUUCAACUUUGAUUACUCCUACUGGUCCCACACAACGCCCGAGGACGUCAAUUAUGCCUCUCAGGUGCAAGUGUACAAAGACAUUGGGGAGGAAAUGUUGCUGCACGCCUUCGAGGGUUACAACGUCUGCAUCUUUGCAUACGGUCAGACGGGUGCUGGCAAGUCCUACACCAUGAUGGGGAAACAGGAUGUCAAGGAUCAACAAGGAAUAAUUCCUCUGCUGUGUGAAGAUCUUUUCAAUAAGAUCAAUUACAAUACAGACAACAGCAUGUCUUACUCUGUGGAGGUGAGCUACAUGGAAAUCUACUGUGAGCGUGUGCGAGACCUGCUGAACCCAAAAAACAAAGGGCACCUGCGUGUAAGAGAGCAUCCUCUGAUGGGACCCUACGUUGAGGACCUGUCCAAGCUGGCUGUCACCUCCUACAACGACAUCCAGGACCUGAUGGACUCCGGCAACAAAGCCAGGACUGUGGCAGCCACCAACAUGAACGAGACAAGCAGCCGCUCUCACGCCGUCUUCAACAUCAUCUUCACUCAGAAACGCCUCGAUGCUGGGACGGACAACACCUCUGAGAAGGUCAGCAAAAUAAGUUUGGUGGAUUUGGCUGGCAGUGAGAGAGCAGAUUCUACUGGAGCCAAAGGGACGAGGCUGAAGGAAGGAGCAAAUAUCAACAAAUCUCUCACUACACUGGGGAAAGUCAUCUCUGCUUUGGCAGAAGUGGACUCUGGGCCAAAUAAGAAUAAAAAGAAGAAAAAAGUGGAAAGCUUCAUCCCCUACAGAGAUUCAGUUUUGACUUGGCUGCUGAGAGAAAACUUAGGGGGUAAUUCUCGUACUGCUAUGGUCGCUGCUCUGAGUCCGGCUGACAUCAACUACGACGAGACACUCAGCACACUCAGGUACGCAGACCGCGCCAAACAGAUUCGCUGCAACGCCGUCAUCAAUGAGGAUCCCAACAACAGAUUGGUGCGCGAGCUGAAGGAGGAGGUGUCUCGUCUGAAAGAUCUCCUCUAUGCCCAGGGCCUGGGUGACAUCAUUGAAACAUAUCGAAGUUCUGGUCCUGAGAUAGAGGGUUUGAAAUGCCUAUCCGAUUACAAGAACAAUAACAAUAAAGCCCCUGCUGUGAAUCAAAGGGAUGAUCUCUCCACAGUGACCAAUGCCAUGACGGGGAUGAGUCCCUCUCCGUCUCUCUCAGCCUUGUCCAGCCGUGCUGGAUCCAUUGCCAGUCUGCACGACCGCAUCAUGUUCAGUCCAGGCAGCGAGGAAGCCAUUGAGAGGCUGAAGGAAACUGAGAAAAUCAUUGCUGAACUCAAUGUAACUUGGGAAGAGAAACUUCGCCGAACAGAGGCCAUCAGAAUGGAAAGAGAAGCCUUGUUGGCAGAAAUGGGUGUGGCAAUGCGAGAAGAUGGCGGAACAGUUGGUGUGUUCUCCCCUAAGAAGACGCCUCAUUUGGUGAACCUCAAUGAGGAUCCUCUGAUGUCUGAGUGUCUGCUGUACUACAUUAAAGACGGGAUCACCAGGGUUGGGCGUUUAGACGCCAGCAGUCGUCAGGAUAUCGUCCUCAGUGGCCACUUCAUCAAGGAUGAGCACUGCACUUUCACCAGUUCUGCUGGUCCAACGGGAGAAACAGUGGUUGUCCUCGAGCCCUGUGAAGGAGCUGAGACUUAUGUCAACGGAAAGAGAGUGACCGAGCCCACUGUCCUCAUAUCAGGAAAUCGCAUCAUCCUUGGGAAGAGCCAUGUGUUCCGGUUCAACCACCCAGUGCAGGCUCGGGCUGAGAGGGAGAGGACCCCUUGUGCUGAAACGCCUGCUGAGCCCGUGGACUGGGCCUUUGCCCAGAGGGAGCUGCUGGACAAACAGGGCAUUGACAUGAAACAGGAGAUGGAACAAAGGCUGCAGGAGUUGGAGGAUCAGUAUCGCAAGGAAAGAGAGGAGGCCAACAACCUUCUGGAACAGCAAAGACUGGAUUAUGAGAGCAAGUUGGAAGCUCUUCAGAAGCAAGUGGACCGUUAUUACCCAGAGGCUACUGAAGAGGAGGAGGAGCUAGAGGAAGAAGUGCAAUGGACGGAGAGGGAGAGAGAGAGAGCUGUGUGGAGCUUUCGUAAGUGGAGGUGCUACCAGUUCACCUCUCUGCGUGACCUGUUAUGGGGAAAUGCUAUCUUCCUUAAGGAGGCCAACGCCAUCAGUGUGGAACUCAAGAAGAAGGUCCAGUUCCAGUUUGUGCUGUUGACUGACACUCUCUACUCCCCCCUGCCUCCUGACCUGUUGCCCCCAGAGGCAACUAAAGUAAGAGAUAAGCGACACUUCCCGCGCACCAUUGUGGCUGUGGAGGUGCAGGAUCAAAAGAAUGGAGCCACCCACUAUUGGACAUUAGAAAAACUAAGGCAGAGGCUUGAUCUCAUGAGAGAGAUGUACGACCGUGCUGCUGAUGUGCCCAACAACACCAUUGAGGACUCUGAAAACGUGAUGACUGGAGGCGACCCCUUUUAUGACCGCUUCCCCUGGUUCCGUCUGGUCGGCAGUUCCCAUGUCUCUGGCCGCACCAGAAACCCUAUUUUCAACACGUGCAUGAGCAAGCGCAUGAGUGACCCCACCCCAUCCCCGACCCUCUCCACCUCUGAAAUUACUGAGAUGGCUGACUCGCAGCGGGAGGGUCGAGGGGAGGAGGAUGAUGAUGAUGAUGAUGAUGAUGAUGAUGGUGAUGAUGAUGAUGAUGAUGAUGAUGAUGAGGGAGAGCUCUGCCGAGGCUCCAGCGAAGGCCAGGAUCCCUUUUACGACCGCUCACCAUUAUUCAGUGUAGUGGGAAGGGCGUUUGUCUAUCUGAGUAACCUGCUGUACCCAGUUCCACUCGUGCACCGCGUGGCCAUCGUGAGUGAGAAGGGAGAGGUAAAGGGCUUCCUCCGGGUGGCAGUGCAGGCCAUAUCAGCGGAUGAGGAAGCUCCUGACUACGGCUCAGGAGUGAGGCAGUCAGGCACUGCUAAAAUCUCAUUCGAGGAUCAGCAAUAUGAAAAGUUCCAGUCAGAAUCAUGUUCUGUUGGACUGUCCCGUACGGGAAUUUCACAGGAGGAGCUCCGUAUUGUGGAGGGUGAGGGACAGAACGCAGAAAUGGUACCUUCAGCUGAUGAGGUCAACAAUAACACAUCUGGAGGAGAGGAGCUGGAGAAUCCUCUGAAGGCCACUCUGGAUGGGCCACUAGAUGCUCUGGAGCAUCUCAGGAUUGGUAACAUUUUUACCUUCAGGGUGACCGUCCUGCAGGCGUCUAGCAUCUCUGCAGAAUAUGCUGACAUCUUCUGCCAGUUUAAUUUCAUCCACCGCCAUGAUGAGGCCUUCUCUACUGAACCCCUAAAAAACACUGGCCGCGGCCCUCCUCUAGGCUUCUACCAUGUGCAGAAUAUUGCUGUUGAAGUUACUAAAUCAUUUGUUGACUACAUCAAAACUCAGCCAAUUGUGUUUGAGGUGUUUGGACACUACCAGAAACAGCCUUUCCUUCCUCUCUGUAAAGACGUCAUCAGUCCAUUACGUCCCUGCAGAAGACAGUUUCCACGAGUGAUGCCUCUGUCCAAACCAGUACCUGCAACCAAACUGACAACCAUGACCCGCCCACAGGCAGGACCCUGCCACUGUAAAUAUGAUCUCAUGGUUUUCUUUGAGAUCUGUGAGCUGGAAGCCAAUGGAGACUACAUCCCUGCAGUUGUGGACCACAGAGGAGGAAUGCCCUGCCAUGGCACAUUCCUACUGCACCAGGGCCUCCAGAGGAGAAUCACUGUUACUAUUGUACAUGAAUCAGGAGGUGACAUGGAUUGGAAAGACGUCCGUGAGCUCGUUGUGGGACGUCUCCGCAGCACCCCUGAAGCUGAUGAGACCAUCAUUGACCCUAAUAUUCUCUCCCUCAACAUCUUGUCUACGGGGUAUGUCAGACCCAUGCAUGAGGACAGGACCUUCUAUCGUUUUGAAGCAGCUUGGGAUAGCUCCAUGCACAACUCUCUGCUCCUAAACAGAGUCACUCCAUACGGGGAGAAGAUCUACAUGACCCUCUCAGCCUAUCUGGAGAUGGAGAACUGCACCCAGCCCGCAGUCAUAACCAAAGAUAUCUGCAUGGUGUUUUACUCUCGAGACACAAAGCUCUCAGCCUCCCGCUCCAUCCGCAAUCUUUUCGGUACUGGAAGCCUGAGAGCAGCCGAUGGAAACCGAGUUACGGGAGUGUACGAGGUCAGCUUAUGUAACCUAGCAGAUGCAGGAAGCCCAGGUAUGCAGAGGAGACGCAGGCGGGUGCUGGACACCUCAGUGGCCUACGUCCGUGGGGAGGAGAACUUGGCUGGGUGGAGGCCUCGGAGUGACAGCCUCAUUCUGGACCACCAGUGGGAGCUGGAGAAACUCAGCCUCCUUCAAGAUGUUGAGAGGACCAAACAUUACCUGCUGUUAAGAGAGAAGCUGGAGUCCACCCUGCUCAUGGGUCAGGAGUCCCUGCAGGCCUGUAUCCCUGAGGAGCUGAGCGAGGUUCCUCAGCCCCUCGAGGUCUAUCCAGAGGUCAGCUCUGGCUCUGACUUCGCCACGGAGAGGCAGAGGGAGCUUGCCGCCAAGUGCUUGCGGCUGCUCACACACUCCUUCAACAGAGAGUACGGCCACGUGUGUGUCAGUGCCAGUGAAAGCAGGAUCUCUGAGAUGUCGGUCACAACACUCAGAGACUCCACUUCAAUCUCUGCUCUCAACACAAUCACACCCUCCUCAACGUGCCCUUCACUGGUGGAGGGUUGCUAUGGCACCACUGAACUCAGACCACCCAUGCCUCGCUCUCGUGCCGUCAGCCCCGGUCCUGACGCACAGCAGGAUCCAGAGGCCAAGAAGUCCAACAAUGGAGCCCCUGAAGCAAAGCCCCGCAGCCACAAAUUUGUCCCUGACAUCCAGGAGAUCAGAGUCAGCCCCAUCGUGUCAAAGAAGGGUUACAUACAUUUCUUGGAGCCACACACCAACGGAUGGGUGAAGCGUUACGUUGUGGUGCGGCGGCCGUACGUUUAUAUCUACAACACAGAGAGAGACACAGUGGAGCGUGCUAUUCUCAAUCUCUCCUCUGCCCAAGUGGAGUACAGUGAGGACCAGCAGGCGAUGCUGAAGACACCAAACACAUUUGCUGUGUGCACAGAACAUCGUGGAAUAUUACUUCAAGCGACGAAUGACAAAGAGAUGCAUGACUGGCUGUACGCAUUUAAUCCUCUCCUUGCUGGAACUAUCAGGUCAAAGCUGUCGAGAAGACGAGCCGGACAGAUGAGGAUGUGAAACAACACCCUGAAUAAAUAUCAUGAGAGAAGGUUGAUCGCAAAGACUUACAUGUAAAUAGAUCCACGUCCUGAUCGCCUCCCCCCUGUGCUGAGCCCUACCACCACCAUCACCACCACAGACAACCAUCUUCCCCCCUGUGCGUUCUCAGUUUAUCACUUGUGUCCUCUGCACCUAAAGCGUCCAUUUUCCUGUCGGGCCUUUUGCCGCAGUGUGAGUCUUGUAGUCUGGAGAACCUCUUCAAAAAGCUGUCACUAUACUUUACUGGAGUUUGUUCAUAGAGGGACGAAUGAAGAAAAUGGAGGAAGUAGCAACAGGUUUCUUAUCUCAGAUUACAUAUAUAUGGUAAUGUACUGUAGUUGUUGUCAGUGACACAUCAAGCCUUAUACAUUUAUUCCUUAAAAAAAAUGCAGUGACAUUUGUCUCAUCUGCAGCUGCUGCGGCAGUGAGGAUCACAUUGCUACAUUUGCAUCGGUAAAUAGGCAAACAUGCAGAUUCUUCUCUACUCUACUGCUAUAUAUAGUGUCGAAACAGGUUUGCAUACAACAUACAGCAAGGAAAUGCACAAAAAAAGACAAAAAUGACAGUUGAGUGCAACUCUUCUGAAUAUUUCUCUCUUCUUUCUGGUCUGUGAAUCCUGACUUUGAGUCAUCUGCCUCGUGUCGCUGAAAACUACAUAGAAACUUUAGCACACACAGCCUGGCGAGGGAAACGUCAUAUCAUCAUAAACUUCAUGUUCUUGUGGCAUUUUGAUAAAUCCGUGUUAUUUUAGCUACUUGUAGGAGCACUGUGGGUAUCUACAUUCACAUGUUAAGUAAUCAAAUAUCAUCCCAUUAAUCCUCCCAAACUUAAUCUCAUUCUCUACCUGGAUUUUUUUAUUUGUUUUUAAAUGUGAUAUAUUUAGAUAUUUAACAGCUUUAUUAUUUAUUUCUGCAUGUAUUUAUUUACAAAGACAUUUAUAUUUCUAAAGUAGUAGUACCGUGCAAUUUCUGCACACUGCACUUUUUAAUAUAAGUUCCUUAAAUGUUUGAAUAACUCAACCCUGUCCCCAAUGCAAUUAGUAUCAAUUCAAUAACGUUAUGAUUGGCCAGUUCCUUUACCUGAUUGAAUAAUGAUAGCAUCCCCUCUCAGAUUCUGAUAGUCACACCAACUAACACACAUCUGACCAGAUCAAUUUCAUAGGUAGAGAAUAUUAAGGUGGUCCAUUCGCUACUGCACAAACUACCUUGUUAAAAGAUCAGAAGUAUAAAGUGUUCCUCACGGUAAAGAAUCAUAAACUGUUUGAAUGAAAUGUACAGUCUACUGAUUAAAUGUAGUGCCUCUCUUAUCACUCAUACUGUAUGGGUGUACUGUACAGUAUGCCUCCGCAACAGUUGCUUUGAAACUACAUCCUUCAUGCUGCUAUAAUACUGUUCUGGAAGUGUCUGCAGAUAAUGACAUCACAUUUCUGCAUCGUCAUCAUCAUCGUCUCUUACAUCUUCAGACAAAUCGUGUCGCGUACUACAAUGUUCGAUUUCAAAUACGGCAAUCAGAUGCCAUGUGAUACGGAAUGUUCCACAACACACAGUAUGCUUACAUUUACAUUUUAAUCUACAUUUACAUUUAAAUCUAUGCUACAGUCUUUUAUGUAUCGUCAAAGAACACAUGCUGUCAUUUGUCAAACAAUCAGAUGCUGCUGCAAACUGCUAAACUCUUCCCUGUUUCUUUUUUCAACUCUGUCAGCUUAUCGUUUGAUGUCGUUUCAGUUGGAUGGGUGAGCGUGCCUCAGGUCAGCCAGCCUAGAGAGCAUGUUCCAUAAUGUUAAUGACAUGUCACUUACCUAUGAAGACAGCAUCUGGAAGCAUUUAACCCUUACAAUAAUACUAUUUUCUCUGUAUGUCAAAGUAAAUUGAAGUGUGGCAGUAAGCUCUAACCAUCUGUUUAUAUCAGUGAUUUGAAUAUAACACCAUAGUCUUAUAAAAGCAUAUCAUCUGAGAUUUGGAAGUAUUCUGUGUGUUGUGGACAUAUUUUCAAGUUAGCCAAUCAAACCGUGUUACAACCCAACAUGUGUGUACUACUGUCAGCCCUUAUAACGUAAUCAAACAGUCUGUUCAUAUCUUUUUAUUUGUUUUCGUGAUCAAUGUAGUGGUCACACACUUUCUUGGCAGAGAGUGCAGUCCUAGUUUAUCCAUCACACAUGCCUGCUGCACCGUACAUCAUCACUGUCUCAUGCACUCGUCUCUGUCCUAUUUCCUUUAAAACCUGAUCUGAAAAUGUCAGCUCCACUCUGAUCUCAAUGUUGAGAGUAUUCCUCUCGUUUUCAUCGCGCCUUUUUAAUGUGUAUCACAUUCGAGCCAACCAAAGUUUUGUUGGCACAGUCACAAACAAAAUCACACUGAAUGUACGUCAAUAUUUUAAAGAUGCUUAUUUUGCUGGAGUGGUUGUGUUGACUUGUGAUUCACAGUCUGGUUCCUUAUUGAUUGUAAGAGGGUGAUUAUCAGGGAACGAUACGGGGCAUAUCUGUAAUAUUUUAUCCACUGAUGUGUGGGAGGAUGUAAUUGGUUCAUCUUUGCCCUGUUAGGCAUCUUGUACAGAGUGAUGCUGUAGGUUACCUUCCUGUCAGUCUUUCACUCUUCUACCAUCACCGUCAUGCUCCGACAGCCUUCACAACAUCUACUUUUUCGAAUCCCUCCCUUUUGAAGGAAUAUCAUUUCAAAUUUUUGUGCUUCCACUUCUAAUUUUUUUUUCUCUCGCACUAUCAAAUGA
This is a messenger RNA of Paralichthys olivaceus (Japanese flounder), 8521 nucleotides long. NCBI's taxonomy places the organism in Eukaryota, Metazoa, Chordata, Actinopteri, Pleuronectiformes, Paralichthyidae. The record is from RefSeq and is a predicted model, not a curated record.